This is a messenger RNA of Peromyscus maniculatus bairdii (prairie deer mouse), 4773 nucleotides long. RefSeq names its product tyrosine kinase with immunoglobulin like and EGF like domains 1 (gene Tie1). The record is from RefSeq and is a predicted model, not a curated record. Gene Ontology annotation, cellular component: signaling receptor complex; plasma membrane. Gene Ontology annotation, biological process: positive regulation of angiogenesis; protein phosphorylation; multicellular organism development. Gene Ontology annotation, molecular function: protein binding; ATP binding; transmembrane receptor protein tyrosine kinase activity. NCBI's taxonomy places the organism in Eukaryota, Metazoa, Chordata, Mammalia, Rodentia, Cricetidae.
CCCCAGCACCAAGGCACACUAAGCAGAACAGGCUGAGCAUACAGACCCACGGCAACUGACCCCAGGCCCAGCUGGCCUUGGCUGGUCCAGGUCAGCCUCCGGAGUAUGGUCUGGUGGGGGUCCCCUUUCCUGUUCCCCAUUCUCUUCUUGGCCUCUCGUGUUGGUGCAGCUGUGGAUUUAACCCUGUUGGCCAACCUGCGCAUCACCGACCCGCAGCAUUUCUUCCUGACUUGCGUGUCUGGCGAGGCCGGGGCAGGGAGGGGCGCAGACGCCUGGGGCCCGCCCCUGCUGCUGGAGAAGGAUGACCGCAUCGUGCGCACCUUCCCACCCGGGCAGCCCCUGAACCUGGCGCGCAACGGCUCCCACCAGGUCACGCUGCGGGGCUUCUCCAAGCCCUCAGACUUGGUAGGGGUCUUCUCCUGCGUGGGCGGCGCCAGCACACGGCGCACUCGAGUCCUCUACGUGCACAACAGCCCGGGAGCCCACCUGUUUCCAGACAAGGUCACGCACACCGUGAACAAAGGAGACACAGCUGUGCUUUCCGCACGUGUGCACAAGGCAAAACAGACGGACGUGAUAUGGAAGAACAAUGGAUCCUACUUCCACACCCUUGACUGGCAUGAGGCCCAUGAUGGGCAGUUUCAGCUGCAUCUCCAGAACGUGCAGCCACCAUCUAGUGGCAUCUACAGUGCCACCUACCUCGAAGCCAGCCCCCUGGGCAGUGCCUUCUUUCGGCUCAUCGUGCGGGGCUGUGGGGCUGGACGCUGGGGGCCAGGGUGUGUCAAGGAUUGCCCAGGCUGCCUGCAUGGAGGUGUCUGUCAUGACCAUGAUGGCGAAUGUGUGUGCCCCCCAGGAUUCACUGGUACCCGUUGUGAGCAAGCCUGCAGAGAGGGCCGUUUUGGACAGAGCUGCCAGGAACAGUGCCCAGGCACAGCAGGCUGUCGGGGUCUCACUUUCUGCCUCCCGGAUCCCUAUGGAUGUUCUUGUGGAUCUGGCUGGAGGGGAAGCCAGUGCCAGGAAGCAUGUGCCCCUGGUCAUUUUGGGGCUGAUUGUCGCCUCCAGUGCCAGUGUCAAAACGGUGGCACUUGUGACCGGUUCAGUGGCUGUGUCUGCCCCUCUGGAUGGCAUGGAGUACACUGUGAGAAGUCAGACCGGAUCCCCCAGAUCCUCAAUGUGGCCACCGAGCUGGAAUUCAACUUAGGGACAACGCCUCGGAUCAACUGUGCCGCUGCAGGGAAUCCCUUCCCAGUACGGGGCAGCAUGGAACUCCGCAAGCCAGAUGGCACCAUGCUCCUGUCUACAAAGGCCAUUGUUGAGCUCGACAGGACCACAGCUGAGUUUGAGGUGCCCCGUUUGACUCUUGGGGACAGCGGGUUCUGGGAAUGCCGUGUAUCCACGUCCGGUGGCCAAGACAGCCGGCGCUUCAAAGUCAAUGUCAAAGUACCCCCAGUGCCUCUCACUGCGCCUCGGCUCCUGGCCAGGCAGAGCCGUCAGCUCGUGGUCUCCCCGUUGGUCUCCUUUGGUGGGGAUGGACCCAUCUCCUCCGUCCGCCUGCACUAUCGGCCCCAGGACAGCAUGAUCGCCUGGUCUGCUAUUGUGGUGGAUCCCAGUGAAAACGUGACGUUAAUGAACCUGAAGCCGAAGACAGGAUACAGUGUUCGGGUGCAGCUGAGCCGGCCAGGGGAAGGAGGAGAGGGACCCUGGGGGCCUUCUACCCUAAUGACCACUGACUGUCCUGAGCCUUUGCUGCAGCCGUGGCUAGAGGGCUGGCACGUGGAGGGUCCCGACAGGCUACGAGUGAGCUGGUCCCUACCCUCGGUGCCACUGUUGGGUGACGGCUUCCUGCUGCGCCUGUGGGACGCGGCCCGGGGACAGGAGAGGCGGGAGAACAUCUCAUCCCCCCAGGCCCGCACCGCCCUCCUGACUGGACUCACGCCGGGCACCCACUACCAGCUGGAUGUGCAACUGUAUCAUUGCACCCUCCUGGGCCCCGCCUCACCCCCUGCACACGUGCUUCUGCCCCCCAGCGGGCCUCCAGCUCCCAGGAAACUCCAUGCCCAGGCCCUCUCAGACUCUGAGAUCCAGCUCACAUGGCAGCAUCCCGAGGCUCCAUCUGGUCCUAUAUCCAAGUACAUUGUGGAGAUUCAGGUGGCUGGGGGCUCAGGAGACCCAAAGUGGAUGGAUGUAGACAGGCCGGAGGAGACAAGCACCAUCGUCCGUGGCCUCAAUGCCAGCACACGCUACCUCUUCCGUGUGCGGGCCAGUGUGCAGGGUCUCGGCGACUGGAGCAACACCGUGGAGGAGUCCACUCUGGGCAAUGGGCUGCAGAGCGAGGGCCCAGCUCAAGAGAGCCGGGCGGCUGAAGAGGGCCUUGACCAGCAGCUGGUCCUGGCUGUCGUAGGCUCCAUCUCUGCCACCUGCCUCACCAUCCUGGCUGCCCUUUUAGCCCUGGUGUGCAUCCGAAGAAGCUGCCUGCAUCGGAGACGCACCUUCACCUACCAGUCAGGAUCGGGCGAAGAGACCAUCCUGCAGUUCAGCUCAGGGACCCUGACAUUGACCCGGCGGCCAAAGCCACAGCCUGAGCCCCUGAGUUACCCUGUGCUGGAGUGGGAGGACAUCACCUUUGAGGACCUCAUCGGGGAGGGCAACUUCGGCCAGGUCAUCCGGGCCAUGAUCAAGAAGGACGGGCUCAAGAUGAACGCCGCCAUCAAGAUGCUCAAAGAGUAUGCUUCUGAAAAUGACCAUCGAGACUUUGCAGGCGAACUCGAAGUUCUGUGCAAACUAGGGCACCACCCUAAUAUCAUCAACCUCUUGGGGGCCUGUGAGAACCGAGGUUACUUAUAUAUUGCUAUCGAAUAUGCCCCCUAUGGAAACCUGCUAGAUUUCCUGAGGAAGAGCAGGGUCCUGGAGACUGAUCCAGCAUUUGCUCGAGAGCAUGGAACAGCCUCCACCCUCAGCUCCCGGCAGCUGCUGCGUUUCGCCAGCGAUGCAGCCAAUGGCAUGCAGUACCUGAGUGAGAAGCAGUUCAUCCACAGGGACCUGGCUGCCCGAAAUGUGCUGGUUGGAGAGAACCUGGCCUCCAAGAUCGCAGACUUUGGCCUUUCUCGGGGGGAGGAAGUAUAUGUGAAGAAGACGAUGGGCCGUCUCCCUGUGCGUUGGAUGGCCAUUGAGUCUCUCAACUACAGUGUCUACACCACCAAGAGUGAUGUCUGGUCCUUCGGGGUCCUCCUCUGGGAGAUAGUGAGCCUUGGAGGCACGCCCUACUGUGGCAUGACCUGUGCUGAACUCUACGAGAAGUUGCCCCAGGGCUAUCGCAUGGAGCAGCCUCGAAACUGUGAUGAUGAAGUGUACGAGCUGAUGAGGCAGUGCUGGCGGGAUCGACCUUAUGAGCGCCCCCCCUUUGCCCAGAUCGCGCUACAGUUGGGCCGAAUGCUAGAAGCCAGGAAGGCUUACGUGAACAUGUCCCUGUUUGAGAACUUCACCUACGCGGGCAUCGAUGCCACAGCUGAGGAGGCCUGAGCUACUCCCACCAGAACCUGGCUCUGCUGGCCGGAGCAAACCGCUUCCAUCUGUGACUUCAGGCCCUUCUAACCUCGGACCCAAGCUGUCUCAAGAGAGUCUCUGAACUCAAAAGAAAAGAUCCAACACACAGGGGCUGAGGGAAACGGGUCCCCAUUCACGGCAGCCACUGCUCUUCUUAUCCUUCCUUCCAGCUCGUUCUGUUCCUCCACAUAUGUGCCCCCCCACUCUUCUGCUCCCUACACCCAAACCCCACUUCUGAUCCUCCACCCAAAGCAGGAUGCAUGCUACUAACACUGCCCCCCCAACUCUCUGCUUGAACUCAGAAAAAGUAAAUAUGCCGAGCAGCCCUGUGUGUCUACAUUUUACAGGUGUUUGGUCCAAGGUGGGGAGAGUUAAUCCCAAGGGCAAAAACUGGACUUGGGAGGAAAUGAAGCACCGUCCGAUAGCGCUGCCCUUCGGAAGUGGUGCUGGGGGCUCUGGAGGACCCGUGGACCACAUACACCACCAGUCUCCACCUCUACCCCAAUCACAUCACAAUUUCCCGUUUCCUCCUGCUUCCCAGCCUCCACACCAGCGUGUCUCCCUGCAUCUCGGGGCAGUCACCCCAGCCUCAGAGUCUUUGCUCUGCCCAGACACAGACCAUGGCAGGACUGGUUGAAGUCCCGGCUCAGCUUGAAGUGACAUUCUACCCCAAAGAGAUGGUGGCUGGACUUGGGGGUCUUUGUGUUCCCCUCUCUCUUAGUUUCUGGGCCACCUUCCCUGGAAGGUCACCAGCUUACAGGCAGCUAAUUGGUCUAAAAGGAGGGAGGCAGAGGCCCCUCCAACUUCAGCCAAUUGAGGUAGAUUCCUUCAGACUGGUGCUGGGGGAGGUGUUCCUCUCCUAACUGAAAGGAGUCCCAUCCCCCACCCCCACCGACAGGGUGACUGGCUUUUCCUCUGACUACUCAUGACUGUCCACAGAUGUCUCUCUCCCUCUGGUUCUUUGUAAACAAAUGGAAUUCUUUUUCAAUGAAUCAGAUGAACAUCCCCCUUCCUCCCCAAAAAAGACAUAAACCUGGAAUGACAAUGUAGUUAACAACACAGAUGCUAGAAUCGCAAGCCUGGGCUCAAGUGGUUGCAUGCCACAUAUUAUCUGUGUGGCCUUCAUCACAUCAUUUACCCUCUCUGAACUUGUUUUUCUCCUCUGCGAAGUGGGGCUGAUUUUAGAUACCUCACUGUUGCUGGCAUUAAAUGAGAUUUUCGGCGGGACUA